GGGCUCCCAUCCUCUUCUCAUCGUGAACAUUUACCGAUCUCCUCUCUGUCUCUCGUCUUCCCUUCUUUGAUACUGCAACCAUAUUUCUACUCCCUUUCUCUGCUUUCAACUAUAACCAGCUCAUAAGAAGCCAACAACUGGUCAGAAGCUCAUCCACACAAUGUCUCGUUCUCUCGAUGGCAAGCUCGGAAUCGUGACCGGCGCCUCUCGAGGCAUCGGCGUCGCCAUCGCCGAACACCUCGCCGCAAAAGGCUGCAACCUCAUCCUGGGCUACACCUCCCCCUCCUCCAAAUCCCCAGCCGAACAACUCGCCACAGACCUAAGCAACAAACACAACAUCCAAACCCUCGCAGUCCAAGCCGACAUGGGCACGCCCGAAGGACCCCAAUACCUCGUCGCAACCGCAAAAUCCCACUUCGAAAAGACCAACAACAACAACAAGAAAUUCCAAAUCGACAUCCUCAUCAACAACGCAGGCGUAGCCCAAAACAACCUCCUCCCCUCCAUAACAGUCUCCCAAUUCGACGUCUCCUACCGCGUGAACGUCCUCGGGCCCCUCCUCCUAACCCAAGCCGUCCAGCCCUACCUCCCCACCGACCGCUCCGGCCGCAUCGUAAACAUGUCCUCCGUCAGCUCCUCCGCCGGCUUCCCUGAGCAAAGCGUCUACGGCGGCACCAAAGCCGCGCUCGAGGCCAUGACGCGCACCUGGGCCCGCGAGCUCAGCGAGAACGCCACUGUCAACGCCAUCAACCCGGGACCCGUACUCACUGAAAUGUACGCGGGCAACACGCCCGAGUUCAAGCGCUUCAUCAAGGGUUUUAUCGAGCAUGCGCCGCUGAUGAAGGCGAGGCAGGGCAUCGACGCGGAUGAGCUUGUCAAGGCCGCCGAGGAGGAGGGCGGGAGGCCGGCGUAUGUUGGGGAGAUUGCGGGUAUUGUGGGCAUGCUUGUCUCUGCGGACUCUGCAUGGUGUACGGGACAGGUUGUUUGCGCUAAUGGCGGUAUGUUUUUCGGGUUGCAGUAGAUGGGCAGUUAUAUAGACGUGACUUACUGCGUUGGAUUGUGAGGCCGUAUGACGGGGUUUUUUGCUGUGUUAGUUAUGAGGUAGACUUAGAAUUUGAUUCCCCACGUUCCGCUGGAUUAGAGUUUCUUAAACUUCAUUAACUUCUUGAGUA
Colletotrichum godetiae is the source of this 1172-nucleotide messenger RNA. RefSeq names its product short-chain dehydrogenase. Gene Ontology annotation, molecular function: oxidoreductase activity, acting on the CH-OH group of donors, NAD or NADP as acceptor. The transcript has 2 exons. The record is from RefSeq and is a predicted model, not a curated record. Lineage: Eukaryota; Fungi; Ascomycota; Sordariomycetes; Glomerellales; Glomerellaceae. Bases 161 to 1021 code for a protein of 286 amino acids.